Drosophila sulfurigaster albostrigata is the source of this 1578-nucleotide messenger RNA. It is a transcript of the gene mEFTu2, whose product is annotated as elongation factor Tu. The transcript is spliced from 3 exons. Bases 89 to 1444 code for a protein of 451 amino acids. Gene Ontology annotation, biological process: mitochondrial translational elongation. The record is from RefSeq and is a predicted model, not a curated record. Gene Ontology annotation, molecular function: GTP binding; translation elongation factor activity; GTPase activity. Gene Ontology annotation, cellular component: mitochondrion. NCBI's taxonomy places the organism in Eukaryota, Metazoa, Arthropoda, Insecta, Diptera, Drosophilidae.
GCAUAGCAAGGACAGCUGAUAUUGUUUUGGUGAAACAGCGGCGUGCAACUUGACGACGAUUACGUAUGUACUGCAUACAUUGCUGACAAUGAGGCGUUUGCUUGGCAGACUUUGGAGGCAUCGCGAUGCAGUUGUUUUGCAAACAUUGCCACGUUCAUUGAUUAAUGGUAGCUGGAGUUGUGUUAGUUCCCGCUGGUUUUCGAGCAGUGUUAAACCAAAUCCCAGUCACGGUGAGCAGGCCCAUUGCAAUGUUGGCACUAUUGGGCAUGUGGAUCACGGGAAGACAACAUUAACGGCGGCCAUUACCAAGAUCCAAUCCGGCAAAGGUCUGGCCGACUAUGUGUCCUACGACCAGAUCGAUCGAGCGCCUGAAGAAAAGGCACGCGGCAUCACCAUCAAUGCCUGCCACAUUGGCUAUGCAACCAAGGAACGCACCUAUGCACACACCGACUGUCCCGGUCAUGCGGAUUACAUCAAGAACAUGAUUUCUGGUGCCUCGCAAAUGGAUGGAGCCAUUCUGGUGGUUGCAGCCACAGAUGGACAAAUGCCACAGACGCGCGAGCAUUUGCUGCUCGCCAAGCAAGUGGGUAUUCAACGCAUUGUGGUGUUCAUCAACAAGGCGGAUUUGGUGGAUCAAGAAGUACUCGAGCUAGUCGAGAUUGAAAUGCGUGAAAUGUUAACGGACUUUGGUUUUGAUGGCGUCAACAGCCCAGUAAUUUGUGGCUCUGCGUUGCUAGCACUGCGUGGUGAUCAGUCCAGUUUUGGUGUGCCGGCUAUCGAGCAGCUUUUGCAACAUUGUGAUAACUAUAUUCCCACGCCCAAGCGUGACAUAACUGCUCCGUUUAUUCUGCCCAUUGACAAUGCAUUUACGGUGCCCGGUCGCGGCACAGUUGUCGUGGGCACCAUCAAACGUGGCACCAUUCUGCGCAAUGCCGAUGCUGAUCUGCUGGGCUUUAAUCAAAACCUUAAGACCACCGUCAGUGAUAUACAGAUCUUCCGGAAGAGCGUUCCACAGGCGUUGGCGGGUGAGAAUGUGGGCGCUUUGCUGCGUGGUAUUAAGAUUUCAGCGGUGGAACGAGGCAUGUUACUGUGUGCCACCGGCUCCGAGAAUAUAUCCAAUCACUUCGAGGCGUCAAUGUAUUUGCUGUCGCGUGCCGAGGGCGGACGUGUCAAACCCAUGCUCUCCAAGUACAUUCAACAACUGUUCAGCAUGACAUGGAACACGCCGGCUCGUAUUGAUAUGGUGCCACACGAAUCCAUGUUGAUGCCGGGCGAGCAUAGCAAAGUGCGUGUGACACUGAUGCGCAAGAUGGUCAUGACGCCGGGGCAAGCGUUCACAAUACGCGAGAAUGGAAUGACUGUGGCAACGGGCAUGAUCACCCAACGAUUGCCAUCCCUCGAUUUGCCCAAGAACAAGUUGUCCAAGGCGACAGUUGAAUGCUAAAUAAGAGUUUUCGUUUAUUGAGACGAGUAUUCUAGAUCGCCUUAGUACAAAUUCAUUUGUUUAAUUUCAGUGUACAUGUGUAUGUAUAUAUUUAAUAAAUAAAUACAUAUUAAUCAUAUUCAUAAUCAAAGAAA